Hyalella azteca is the source of this 2272-nucleotide messenger RNA. Its product is annotated as lysosomal aspartic protease. Gene Ontology annotation, molecular function: aspartic-type endopeptidase activity. The record is from RefSeq and is a predicted model, not a curated record. Bases 73 to 1152 code for a protein of 359 amino acids. NCBI's taxonomy places the organism in Eukaryota, Metazoa, Arthropoda, Malacostraca, Amphipoda, Hyalellidae. The transcript is spliced from 8 exons. Gene Ontology annotation, biological process: proteolysis.
UUGGCGGUGAACGGUUGCUUUAGUUAGGCGUUCAAUAAUUUAGCGUUCCCGUUUGGUUUCUUUCAGCAGCGAAUGCAGUUAGAAUAUAAAAUAAGCAUUGAAAGAAUCAAGUUGUUGCAUAUCAUGAAGGUAUUCUACUUCUUGCUGCUUUUAGCAGCUGUUUAUGCUUCGCAUGCCGAAGAAUUAACAAGAGUGCCACUGAUACGGUCAACCUCUCCACGACGUCACCUGCAAAGUGUUGGUACGGCUGUAAGCAUCACAAGGCGCCGAUGGGGAUCUGAUCCUAUGCCUGAGCCUCUCAGCAACUACAUGGAUGCUCAGUACUAUGGCCCCAUCUCUAUUGGCACUCCACCUCAAAGUUUCCUGGUGGUCUUUGACACCGGCUCAUCCAACCUGUGGGUUCCAUCAAAGCAGUGCCACUGGACCAACAUUGCUUGCUUGCUGCACAACAAAUACAACAGCGCCAAGUCCAGCACUUACGUCAAGAACGGCACGGAGUUCAAGAUUCAAUAUGGCUCAGGCUCGCUCUCCGGCUACCUCUCUACUGAUACUGUCAACUCGAUGGUCAGACAGUGUGGUCUCCUCAACACGAAUAUCAGCAACCAGUUCUUGAAUAGGGACGCUUCAGAUGCAGUGGGGGGCGAGCUGAUUCUGGGGGGUUCUGACCCCCAGCACUACAGGGGGGAGUUCACGUAUGUGCCUGUGGACAGGAAGGGCUACUGGCAGUUCCAUAUGGACGCCGUCCAGGUUGAUGAUGACACCUCAGUCCCGCUGUGUCACCAAGGCUGUGAGGCCAUCGCGGACACUGGCACGUCCCUGCUGGCGGCGCCCUAUGAGGAGGCCCGGGCCAUCAACAAGAGGAUCGGGGCCAAGCCCCUCGCCGGAGGGGAGUGGGUCAUCGACUGCAACCUCAUCCCCACGCUCCCCAACAUCACCUUCACCAUCGGCGGCAACCCGUUCGUCCUCACAGGCCAGGAUUAUAUCCUCAAGGUGAAGCAGUUCGGGUCGGAGUCGUGCGUGUCAGGGUUCCUAGGGAUGGACAUCCCCCCUCCUAUGGGGCCGCUCUGGAUCCUGGGGGACAUUUUCCUGGGCAAGUUCUACACCGAGUUCGACAUGGGCAACGCCAGGGUCGGCUUCGCGCUAGCUUACUAAUUGCCCGCUUCACGCAUCAUACAUUACAUUCAGAACAAUGAGUGGCACUUUAGCUCGAUUAUCGAUGCAACAUACAUUACUUUUAGAACACUGCAGUGUUCUAACUUCUGUUCUUAGUGGCACUUCAGCCCAAUUAUCGAUGCAUUAUCGCUAUUUUCACUCAGAAAUUAGUGGGAAUUUGGUCCGAAUUAUAUUCGAUUCACUUUUUUCAAUGCUAAUUUACUAUCAGAAACCUGUGAGCCUUCUUUAUACACAAUACUAUGUUAACUUCACUGUGUUAUUUGGGCUUCGACAUGUGCACACAGAGAAAUAAGUGAGACGUCGUGCCUGAUAGUGAUGCGCUUUUUAGCUCUGUGUAGGUCAUCCUGACCCAGUUUGGCCCAGCAUAAGGGCAUAUCAGUUCCACGUCCAAUAUCUGCUCGUGCUGUGGAUAGGGAAGUGUGUCACUAUUUGGGCAAUGUGACUCGUUCAUUUUUCAGAGUGUUGUACAUGUUUAGGUAAUGUCUUGCUUCUCAGUUACUAUGUAUCUUGAUAUUUACUAUAUAUCUUAUUUCCGUAUAUCUACUAAUUUACUUUCUCUCUGCUAGUGUCGCGUAGUCUAGUUCGGUCAUAAGAUCUGGAAACUAGUAAUUCAUGUUCAUGCUUUCCUGCAUUCAGUAAAUUCAUUACUGUAAGUCCUACGUAUAUUGUAGCAUGACAUGGAUCUCCUAAAGUCUUCAUAAUGACAUGUGCGACUGUUAUUGAAUAUGAUUAUUGAUAGAUAUGUUCUCUCAUAUCUAACAUGUACACACAUCAUAGCAGAUAAUGUUAUCUAUUGAAUCAUAUACGAUAAAAGGUGCAGUUGAUGAUAUAACUGUUGAGCCAUAAUCUGUCACAAACACGCGCUGUUGAGCCAUAACAUGUCACAAACAUGCACUGUUGAGCCAUAAUCUGUCACAAACAUGCGUUGUUGAGCCAUAAUCUGUCACAAACAUGCGCUGUUGAGCCAUAAUCUGUCACAAACAUGCGCUGUUGAGCCACAAUCUGUCACAAACAUGCGCUGUUAAGCCAUAAUCUGUCACAAACAUGCGCUGUUGAGCCAUAAUCUGUCACAAACAUGCGCUGAUGAGCCAUAAUCUGU